AUGGCUCUGAAUUUUCCCUCAACUACUAGGAUUAUCAAACCCACAGAUGAAGAACUUUUCCAAUCAUUCCUCUACAACAAAAUUAAUAAUAAUCCAUUGCCUAAUCAUAUAGCUAUCAUCGAACUUGAUUUGUUCGGUACAAAAAAGAAUCCUUGGGAGAUUUGGGAAGAGUUUGCAACUUCCCACUCAUAUUGUGGAAGAGACCUAUAUUUCUUCAGUGCAUUGAAGAAGAAAUCUGCGACUAGCUCUCGUUCUGUUCGUCUUAUUGGAAAAGGUACAUGGGAAGGUGAAGACACCGGUACAGAAAUAUUCACUAAAGACACAAAUCAACUCUUAGGUUUGAGAAAACGAUACCGUUUUGAAAAGAGUGAUACUGUCCAUGAUAAUGGAUGGAUCUUGCAUGAAUAUAAACUUGAUGCAUCAUUGAUUGCCAAUCCUUCGGCGGAGAAUUAUGUUCUAUGCAGAUUUAGAAAGAAUGUGAAAAAAAAUCCAGUUAGUACAAGAAAUAGAAUAGCAAAAAAUGCGAAUCGUAGGUUACAAAGAAAUAAUACAAGUAUGGGAAAUACUGGACGGGGUAGAAAAAGGAAGAAGACCGUCGCUGAAUGUGAGGCUACCACCAUAUCGGGCAAUAACAAUAACAAUGUUGUGGUGAGAGAAUAUACUAUAUAUGAAGAACCAAUAAACCAAUCAAAUGGUGGACACAACAGUUCAAAUGAUGGACACAACAGUUCAAUGGUGGUUAAAAAAGAGUAUGAAUACAAGAAGGGAGUAGAAGAAGAAGGUGUGAAAAAUACUUGUCCAAAUGAUAUCAUUGUUAUUGCACUUGAGUCUUCCACCGAUUCUGGGAAUGAAAAUAUUAACCAAAGACCAAGAAGUCCAAUUGAUAGUGGAAAUAACAAGACUGAGGUGGUUAAAACUACCAAAGAAAAAGAAGUUGAUAGCAUUAUGAACAAAGAAGAAGAUGAUAAUCUCAAUAUGUCUUGGCCAGAGUAUUUUGCAAUGGAACUGAAAAUGAUUAAUGAAGGAUGCUUGAUCCAAGAGGAAGAAUAUGUUCCGAUGCUUUCCAAUAGUUUUCAUAAGGACUUAAUCUUGGAAUGUUUUAAUAUGUAUUAA
Molecule: messenger RNA, 1113 nt
Organism: Cicer arietinum (chickpea)
Lineage: Eukaryota; Viridiplantae; Streptophyta; Magnoliopsida; Fabales; Fabaceae
Source: RefSeq, a predicted model, not a curated record